UAUAUGUUAUGUAUUGUCAGCAAAUUUAUUUAAACUUUCCUUAAAAUGCAUUAAAAAGACCACUUGGAAUCCUUGGAAAUGAAUGCCGUAUGAUCUACCGAACAAAUAAAUGAAAAGAUAGAAAUUGAUGACAAAAGGGAGGCUAAUUCAGCUGGGAUUUCCUUUCAUUCUCUGAUUGCCACCCAACCUUAGCUGGGGAGAAUAAUUAUUUUGCAAUGACAGUGCAUGCUCUUGGCUUUGCAGAACUUGGUAGCCAUCACUGAGAGCCAUCAUUGCCCUUGGGACUGAAAUUGGCGGCCUAGGAAGGCGGUCUGCCUGGUCAGGAGCAGUUCUGGGAGAACAUCUCAGAGAUGGAUGAGCAAAAUGCAGCUUGCCCAGAAGUCGGAAGGGGCCCUGAGACUGUCAAGUCUGGGAGCAGUGGGGAGAACUGGGGGCUGCGUCCAGAAGUAUAUCACCAGCGUUUCCGGCAGUUCCACUACCAGGAUGCCAAGGGGCCCCGAGAGGUUUGCAAGAAGCUCCAUGACCUUUGCCAUCAGUGGCUCAGACCUGAACAACACACACAGAACCAGAUUCUGGACAUGCUCAUCCUGGAGCAGUUCCUGGCUGUCAUUCCCCCGGAGAUGCAGAGGUGGGUUCGGGAGUGUGGAGCAGAGACCAGCUCUCAGGCUGUGGCCCUGGCUGAAAUUUUCCUCUUGACUCAGGCAGAGGACAAGAAACAAGAAGAGCAGCAGUUUGCAGAGUCGGGCUCCAAUUUUCCCGAACCAUUCAAGACAUCCUCAGAUGCCCGACAGAGUGCCCUGCGGAGGUGGAUGAAACACGAAGGUGACGGAAGUUCCAUCCUGCAAGGAGAUGGAAUGAUGUCGGUAAUACGUGCCCAGUCAACAUCUCUUCUUUGUGGCGGAGGGGACACAACAGCUGUGCCACAGGUUCAGGGCACGGUGACUACUGAGGAUGUGGCUGUCCAGGUCACCGAGAAAGAUGGGGUCCUGCCCGAUCCUGACCAGAAAGGUUUCCACAAGCAAGCUGUGGAGCAAGACUGUGGGCUAAUGGCUGCUUUUGAAGGCGACAAGUGGGCAGCUGAGAGGAAAGCAGAGCCGCCUGGGGGUCUGCCAGAAGGAGACGGCAUUAAGAAGAGGGAGAAACAGAGGAGGAAAUCUGUGCCAAACCGGAAAAGGAUGAUGGAGCUGAAUGAGUCCUCUGCUUCCCAGAGCAGUGACUUCCAUCAAAAUGCAGUCCAAGAGAAAAUAGAGAAAAUAAACAUUGCUAAAAUAAGCGAGCCGGCCCGCAAACGACAAAGGACGUAUCUGUUCCAUAAAGAAUGGGAAGAACGGUACUGCUUUAUGGAUGUGAAUGGCAAAUCGGUGUGCUUAAUCUGCUCAUCCACAGUUGCGGUUGCAAAGAAGCACAACGUCCAGAGGCAUUUUGAGAGAAACCACGGAGCUUUUGCCAAAAACUACCCACUCGAUUCCGAGCUUCGAAAAAUGAAGGUGAAAGAAAUGAAAUCUAAAUUCGCGUCCCAGCUGACGGUCUACACAAAGCCCGUGGUGCAGUCCAAGAACACCACAAUUGCCUCUUUUAAAAUUGCCAGCUUGCUGGUUAAAAGAAACAAACCUUUUGAGGAUGGAGAGCUGUUGAAAGAGGUGUUUCUGACAGCGGCCGACUCGGUUUUUGAAGGUUUUUCCAAUAAAAAAGAAAUCAUGACUGCAAUACAAAAGCUUCAGCUAUCUGGGAAUACCGUUUCUAGAAGGAUCCAGUCCAUUUCAAACGAUCUGGAGUAUCAGUUGCAAAGCGAUCUGCAGAAAUGCCUCUGGUUUUCUCUUCAGCUGGAUGAGUCCACCGACAUAACAGACACUUCCCAGUUGGCCAUGAUUGUGAGGCUCGUCUUUAGUGACCUUGCUGUGAAGGAAGAGCUGCUCAAAAUACUGUCUCUGAAAGGAAAAACGAGAGGUGAGGAUAUAUUCCUGACUUUCAAAAACUAUGCGACUGAAAUAAAUCUCCCUCUUCAUAAACUUUCUUCCAUCACUACAGAUGGGGCUCCAGCAAUGGUGGGCAGCAUGGAUGGGUUCAUAGCUCACUGCCAGAAAGAUGACUCUUUUCCAAAGUUUAUUUCCUAUCACUGCAUUAUCCAUCAAGAGGCAUUAUGUGCCAAAGUGCUCCAGUUUAAACACGUCAUGGACGUUGUUACAAAAAUAAUAAACUCUAUUCGAGCCGUCUCCUUGCAGCAUCGGCUCUUUAAAGCCCUCCUGAAAGAUGUCGAUGCUGAAUACGGGGACCUGAUCUUGCACACGGAAGUUAGAUGGCUUAGUAAAGGGAAGGUUCUUGCCAGGUUUUUAACCCUGAGGGAUGAAAUAAAGGCCUUUUUAAAAACGAAAGAUCAGUAUGUGGAGCAACUUGAUGAUAGAUUUUGGUUGGUAGAUUUAGCCUUCCUUGCUGACUUGAUGCAAGAACUGAACAGCUUGAAUAUUGAACUUCAUCGAAAUGAUAAGCAUAUUUCUGGAAUGAUCUCUUCAGUCCACUCAUUCAAAGGCAAACUGAGAUUGUGGAAGUCCCAUUUGCAAGUGAAAUCUCUUCUUCCCUUCCCUUCCAUGAAGCAAGUGGUCGGGGACAGCGAUUUCAACAAUGCACCGUUUGUGGGCUACCUUGAGACCUUAGAGGAGCAAUUUCAUGCACGCUUCCAGCAGUUCACAAGCAUUGAGCCUGUGGUGACCUUCUUUGAAAAUCCAUUCAGUUCAAUCGAUGUCGCGGAGACAGCCGUGGCCAUAGGGGAGCUGUGCCAGGCCAUGGUAGAUGAGGUGGAGAUGGAGAUUGUGGGCCUUCAGAAUGAUAUCAUUUUGAAAUCUAACUCAAGUCAUGCCAACUUUUGGAACCUGGUGGACGCCCAAAAAUUCCCUUUGUUGAGGAAGACGGCUGCAAAGAUAAAGUCUUACUUUGGCUCAACGUACCAGUGCGAGUCAGUCUUCUCGACAAGGAGAUUUAUCAAGUCAAAGAACAGAACACGGAUGACUGACAAACACCUGGAUGACUGUUUGCGAGUGGCAAUCUCUUCCUACACGCCCAAUUACAACAGGCUGGCCGACGGCAUGCAGUGUCAAGCCUCUCACUAGUCUGGAGCUGUGUUGUAAGACUUAGGCAAAACGUGGCAGUUUUGCACAAAUCAUUAGCUUCUUUAGAGGAGACUUCACUUUGCCAAGUUUCUAUUUUCUAUUCUGUGUUCCAUAAAAGUGUAGAGAUAUUAGGCUUAAAUAUAUAACAAUUUAUUUGUAACUGUGAAUAUGAUUAUGUACUGGUAGUCUAGGAAUAAUGUUGAGUUAUGCUCCCCCCUGCCCUCUCUACUAUGCAAAAAAAUAAAUGCUCUUUUAUAUGUGGAA
This is a messenger RNA of Candoia aspera, 3368 nucleotides long. Its product is annotated as general transcription factor II-I repeat domain-containing protein 2-like. Lineage: Eukaryota; Metazoa; Chordata; Lepidosauria; Squamata; Candoiidae. The record is from RefSeq and is a predicted model, not a curated record. The coding region runs from base 351 to 3104 and encodes 917 amino acids. The transcript is spliced from 6 exons. Gene Ontology annotation, molecular function: protein dimerization activity.